Molecule: messenger RNA, 1163 nt
Organism: Blepharisma stoltei
Lineage: Eukaryota; Ciliophora; Heterotrichea; Heterotrichida; Blepharismidae
Source: the annotation of a GenBank genome assembly
AUGACUGAAAAAAAUCCAAUUUUAUAUCUUAACAAUAUAAAUGCUAUCCAUGCUUAUAAAAUUAUAUUUAUUAAAAUGAAUUUAAUUGAUUGAGAAUAAUUAAUUUAGGGAAAAAUCUAUUAAAUUAUUAUAAUAAAAUUUUAUUAAAAACUUCAGUUACCCCAUUAUAUAAUUAUUGAUUUUCUCCAAUUAAUAUGAAAGAAAAGAAGCCAGUUAAAAGUAGAGCUAAAAAGAGUGAUGAAGCUAAGAAGCCUGCAAAGAGAAAAGUUUCUGAUUCUGAAGAAGAAAAAAUCCCUGCCAAAGCUUCCAAACAGGCUAAACUAAUUUCUGAAGAUGCUAAAAUUCAAACAAGCAGCCUAGGCAUAUUUUCAAGCCCAGAAAUUCAUAUAGUCUCUUGGAAUGUUAAUGGGAUUCGUGCUUGCAUUAAAAAGCAAUCCUUCAUCACUUUUACAGGUCGCGAUAAUAUCGAUAUCUUAUGCUUCAAUGAAACUAAACUCCAAGAUACAAAUAUCCAAGAUUUCAAAAAUAAUUUCCCAGCAUUUCCUUACCAAUAUUGAUCUUGCAGUCGAACUAAAAAAGGUUAUUCUGGGACUGCAAUUUUGAGUAAAAUUGAGCCAAUUAGCAUUGUAACAGGACUUGGUCGCCGUAAGCAUGAUGAUGAAGGAAGAGUUAUAACAGCCGAAUUUGACACUUUUUUCCUUAUUUCUACUUAUGUUCCUAAUGCUGGCCAAAAACUAGAUCGACUAUCUUAUAGAACACAAGAAUGGGAUAAUGAUUUUAGAAAUUAUUUAAAGCAAUUAGAAGCAAGGGGGAAAAGCGUUAUUUGGCUUGGAGAUUUAAAUGUUGUCCAUCAAGAUAUAGAUAUCUAUAAUAUGAAUGGAAAAGAAAAAUGUGCUGGAUGCACACCACAAGAAAGAGAGCAGUUUACUCAAACAUUGGCUGAAGGAUUUGUAGAUUCUUUUAGACAUCUUUAUCCUAGUGAAAGGAAGUAUUCUUGGUAUAGCACGAAAAAUCCAAGAGCGAAAAGCGAAAAUAUGGGUUGGAGAUUGGAUUAUAUUGUAGUAAGCCAAGCGUUGAUAUCAAGAGUGAGAGAUAGUUUGAUUCAUAAUGAUAUUAUAGGAAGUGAUCAUCACCCUGUUGAAAUUAUCUUAAUCAAUAAUUAA